AUGGCACUCGAGUCUUCUGCUGGGCAUCUGGCGGUGAAAUCAACUACGGGUACUCAGAUUGUGGUGGUGAAAGUAGAUGGGGAAGGCCACAGUGAACUCAAUGUUGUGGGGAACAACGCUCUACCGGAAUAUAUGAUCGUUGAUCAAGUCGAUGGAGAUGUGGAGAUGUACGAAGUGCUGUUGAACGGUCGGACGUCCAAACGAUUUAUUGACUUGCAAAACAGCGAGAAAGCACUCGCGACUGAGGUCCGGAUGCGCCUUGUGGAAUUUGGUAAGCUUCAUGAAGAACGCCGUAACAUCCAACAUGAACUUGGAUACCUAAUGAUGAUGAAAGCUAAAUACGGACCAGGAGGGUGGAAAUUACCAAUGCCUGGUCCUGUUGGGUCUGGUCCACCGCCACCGCCCUCGGUACCUCCCCCCGCCUCCUGGGCCUCCUUGUCGCACACUCCGCAACAUGUUAUAAUGGUCAGAAUAUGGCGCAUAAUAUUUCGUCACGCUCAGGACCGAAAGGAAGAUUCCCAGAUUUCGCACCAUAGACAACAAGUUCAGUGGCUUAGCGGUAAGAUGCAGGGAUUUGAGAUGUUCCUGAUAUGGGUAAGGCUUGGACUGAUAUCGCCACACACAAGAGCAGGCCUGCCAUGA
Molecule: messenger RNA, 642 nt
Organism: Suillus discolor
Lineage: Eukaryota; Fungi; Basidiomycota; Agaricomycetes; Boletales; Suillaceae
Exons: 11
Coding region: 1-642 (213 amino acids)
Source: RefSeq, a predicted model, not a curated record